This is a messenger RNA of Plasmodium gonderi, 7758 nucleotides long. RefSeq lists its product as hypothetical. NCBI's taxonomy places the organism in Eukaryota, Apicomplexa, Aconoidasida, Haemosporida, Plasmodiidae. The coding region runs from base 1 to 7758 and encodes 2585 amino acids. The transcript has a single exon. The record is from RefSeq and is a predicted model, not a curated record.
AUGGUGAGGCUAUGGAUAUGCUUAGUGGUGGUGUAUCUGGUGAUUGGAGUGGUCAGAUGCAGGAAAGAUCUAAACUUUGAUCAGAUAAUAAAAUACUUGAAAGAAACCAAAGUAAUUCCAGAAGAAAUACCAGAUACUCUUGAAGAAACUAUUAAUAUAGUACCACCAUAUCUUAUAUACAAAUACAAAGGAAAGAUAUAUUACUUGCAUAACAAUGUAGAUAUUACACCAGUAGAAGAAAGAAAAUAUGAACCCGUUUUUCCAUUACAAGACAUAGAUGCAGUUUCAGAGGUCCCAGUGGAGUGCCACCCCAUAACAUCAGGUGGAGAAGUUGAAAAUGUUGUUGUUCCAACACAACAAGAUGAACCUAAAGGAUCAGAACCGGACUCGAUAAAAUUGAUUGUAGAUGAAGAAACUGGAAUGUUAUUUCCAACAAAUACAAAAGAAAUAAUCGAAACAGUAACAGAAAUAAAUAAUACAUUUGAACUUCCAAAGGAUGCACAAUGGAACACUGAAGAAAAUGAAAAAAACAAUACUAUGUACCUUUUUGGAAAAGAAAAUAGUACUAUGUACAAAAUAAAAGAAAUUUUUCAUUAUAAAGAAAAUAAAGAUAUGCAUAAAAAUAUACAAAUUGGUUAUGAACGAUUCUAUAACGAAUCACCAACUGGUGAUAAGGAAUUAGAAGCUGAUAAAAUGAAUCCACAAAUUUCUUACAAUAUUGAAAUGAAAGAUUAUUCUUCCUUUUUAACUUCAUUACACAUUUUGCUUAAAAAUGAUGAAGAACUGGGAGCUAAAAAAAUUUACAAAAUAAAUAAUGUACCCAAGACAGACAUUUAUCUAUUCGUCAAACAAGCUUACAAAAGUAUACAUGACACUUUGAAAAAUUAUAUACUCCUUUCUGGGUUCAGUUUUUAUGAUUACACUUAUGAUGUAGGUUCUUUUUCCCUAGAUACAAUCAUGAACGAUUUCUUUUUCCUCUCUAAUAAUAGUCACAAUGAAAAAGGUACAUUCAGAAAUAUAACUUCCAGCAUUAAAUACAUUUCAACAGCAAAAGAUAAGUUAAGUGUUUACAAAAUAGAAAAAGCAAUCAAAAAGUUCUUAAUAGAAAACAAUUUGAGGGUUCUGGAUCUUAAGCUAAUACAUCAUUUAUUUUCAAGAAAUUACAUACUUAAUUGUACAGAAAAUGAUAUAAUCAAUUUUGCUACAGAUUUAGUAAACAUCACAGAUGUUGAAAUAUCUCCACGAGUAGCAGCAACCAUUUUCUCAUACCUUUUACAAAAAAUUAACAUACACUUAAUGCCUAAUUAUCCAACAAAAAGUAAAGAUAGCUACCUACUAUAUAAAGAAAAUAAUGAUUUAUUAAUCAUCUCAGAAUCCAUUUAUAGGAAUAUUUUUAAAAACUUUUACAGAAUCAUUACACCAUAUGGUGAUCUUCCCAAUACACAUAAUCAUGAAAAAGUGCUAGCCAUAACACCUUGGGUGGAAAAAAUUUAUCCACAUUUCAAAAGUACAUAUGAUUUCUUAUCCAUGAAAUAUGGGUUCGUCUUAUUUUAUAACAUAUAUCAUACUACUGUCAAAUUUUUCGAAGGGAAUUCAGACCUAAGACAAAUCAUGCAAGAACACAAAAGUACAAACAAGGUUGAUACUUUAGAUAAAUUCUUAAACCAACUAGUUGGACUCUUCAAAAUUGGAACGAAUAGUUCAUCGUCUGUCUUUCCUGCAUCUCUCUUCUCGAUGGUUCAGGUGGAGGAGAAGCCAAGAGGGAGAAUUCUGACUAGCGAUAAUGUGGGUUCUGAAUCGGGUGCUCAUUUGGACGACAAAGCAGAUGCAGAAUUGGACUCCGAAGUAGAUGCCAAUUUGGACACCGAUUUGGAUGAUGAUGAUGAAGAAGAUGAGAAGGAGCAUGAAAAAGAAGAAGCAGAAGCAGAAGAGAUCCCAGACGAGAAGCAUGAAGAAGUGCACGCAAGAGAACUAAGCAAAUACAACGAAUUAAGGAAUGCAGUGCAAUCAGAAAUGAUAGAAGAAAGAAAAAAAAUUGCAGAAGAACGAGAAGAAGAAUAUGCAAGAAUUAAAAAACAAGAAGAGGAUGAAAUCGCAGAAAUUGAUAGAAAACACGAAUUAGAAACACAGCAAUUGGAAGAAGAAGAAAAAAUAAGAGAACCAUUGGAAGAUGCAAAAUUUGAAAAAGAACAUGCAGCAGGUCUUCUAGAUGAACAAGCUUUCCGUGCAGAACAAGAAGCAGCACGAAAAGAAAAAGGUAUAGAAAAAGUAAUUAUUCAUGAAACUAGAGAAACUCCAGAAUCAUUUUAUUACAAUACAGCUUUGAAUUAUAUAUAUAAAAGAAUGGAAGAUGUAUACAAGAAAGCUCUAGAUUCAGGAUUCAGAGGUGUGGCUGAGAUCGAUAAUAAUUUAAAACCUAUAUACAGAGUGUUUAGAAGAAAGGGAGAUCCUGAUUAUGGAAAAUUGAAAGAUCAAGUGAUAAAAACUAACGAAAAAUUAUUUGAUGAGUUAAAUACUAGAAUAAAAAAUGAAGAGAGUAAAAGAAGUAACAUCUAUACCUACAAAUCAGAAAUAGAUGCACAACUAGACAAAAUGAUGGAAAAAAGUAAAGAUGGAAAAUAUAUUAUCACUUCCAAAUUAAUCAAUGAUAAUUUACAAUCCUAUAAAGAUAAAGUUUUGGAACAAUGCCAACAAAAAUUUUACGGAAAGUUUAGAAAAAGUUUAGGAAAUAAAAAAAUGCAAUUCUUAAAACAGCUUAAUGUUACUCUUAAAUAUGCAAUUAGAAUUGUUACAGAUCUAGCACCCAGUUAUGAUGAAGCUGAAACGACAAAAAAAUUUACUGACAUUUAUAAACAGAAAAAAGAAUUAUAUAAAAAAGAAUAUUCAAAGAUUAGAAGAAUUAUAUCUAGAAAUAUGGAUGUUACUUUUAGAAACAAAAUCAAAUCACAUUUUAAUGAAAGAGAUGAAAUAGUAAGAAAAGAAUUACAAACGAUUAGAGAAUAUAUUUUAGGUAAAAUUGAUCAGGUCGCUCAUGAUAUGUAUAAUGAUAUGCAUGUAGAGAUUGAAAUCGAUAUGACAUCUAUCAAACAAGAAAAAAUUAAAAUAAAGAAAAAAUCUUUCCAACUAGCUAAAGAAGCAAUAAAUUUUCCAAAUGAUUUAAAAGUAUUAGAAGAGAGAUUGUUACAACUCGAAACUGACAACUCUCCAGAUGGUAUUAAAAAAAAAGAAACAUUAACAAAUGAAAUUGAAAAAUUGAAACAGAAAAUAGAAACAAAUAAAAAAGAAGCACAAACUUUUAGAGAACAUAUGGACGCUCUUGAUCAAAGGUAUGAACAGACAAUCAUAAAAUUAGAUUCAAUAAACGAAAUAGAAAAAAAAUUGAGAACAUUCAAAUAUGAAAUUGAUAAAGAAUACAAAGAUUGCAAAAUGUUUACAGAUGCACUCGUACCUGAGUCAGAUAAAGAUGCAGGAGAGUAUAGACAAAUAGAGAAACUAACUAAAGAUCUUCUCUUUUCCUUGGAUGAUAUAAAACGGGAAAUUUAUGAAGCAAAUAUUCUUUUACAUAUUCUUAAGAACAAAAAAAAACAUACCGAAUUGGACAUACAAAUCAGAAGCAAGCUUCACAAAGUAGAAGAAAAUGCAGAAAAUACAUCUAAAAAUGAUUUAAAAAAACAACAAUUAAAAGAAAUAGUCUCUGAAAUAGAAAAUCAAGAAAAUGAAUUAGAAAGAUUGUAUAUCAAAAGAGAUCUAGAAAUGAACGAUUUAAAUUACAUAACUAGUGAUAGUGAAAAUGAACCUCCAGAAACUAUUAAAUAUUUCCUACCUGAACUAGUAAAAAAAAAGGAAAAAAAAAAUUUAGAACAUUUUAUGAUAGAAAUUAUGAUAGAAACAGAAAUAGAAAAUAAUGCACUCACCAAAUUGACAGAAACAUUUAAUAAUGAGGUCCUAUUUUAUAAAUAUCCAACUAUAAACACAUAUGAUUAUUUAAAAUUGCCUUACGAUGAAAAAAAUAUGCAUGAAAAAAUGUCUGCAGAAGCUCAGAGAAAUGCAAACAUCUAUGCAUCCAAAUUGGAGGAUUUCAGAACGGAUUUAAAAAAAUAUGAACGGUUAAUACAAAAACAUGGAGGACAAACACAACCAGAUGCAAUCAAUUACUUAAAAAGAAACAUAAUCCAUUUGAGAAAUAUGAUAUAUGCAUUAAGAAAAAAUGAACAUGUGAGAAACCUUACCUACAUUCUCACGAACCCAGAUUUUUUCCAAAACGGAAGUAUUAAAAAUGAAGAUAGACAAUGUGAACUAGCACAUACAUCACUUCUAAAGAAAUAUUUGAAAUUGCAUGAAUUUGGAAAUUCUCUCACUGAAGCUCGAAAGAAAGCAAAUUUAUUUGAAGUGCAUUAUAAAUACACAUCAGAUAAAGUACUAUGGUACUGGGCAAUCCUAAAAAAAUACAUUGAAAGAUCAGAAAUGGUGUAUAACAACUCUUAUGAUUCUACAAAAAGAUCUAGAUUAAAACUAACCGAAUUUUCAGAAAAUGAUGUUAGUUCUAUCUCAGAUGGAGGAACAGUACUUCUACAAUAUGGCCAACAUGUGUGGAGAGAUUCUUGGGGAGAAGCAGUAGAGAAAAGGAAAUACCUAAGGGUUAUUAAAAAAGAACAAACCUUUCCAUACAAAUUGAAAGAAGUAAAAGAUCUUUAUGUUCUGAAUAAAAUACUAAAAGAUAAAUUAAUUCGAAGUGGAAAAUUACAAUCUCUUAAAGACUAUAUGUAUGUGAAAGUAUAUAACAUAGUGGAACAGAAAGAACCAAAUAUGGUUCUCUUCGAGAAAGAAGAAUUAAAACAAUUAGAUUUGUUAUCUCCAGAUGGAAAUAUAAUUCAAGGAAGUGUAAAGAAUUAUCUGAGUCAUCUACCAACUAUGCAGCAUGGGGUAGAGGAAUACCUAAAAGACAUUUUAAAAACUGCAUCUGAUUAUUUAACACAAAGUGAUAUGACUUAUGAUUCCAUUUUAGAAGUUAUAAAAUAUUUGCAAUCAAAUCCAAAUUCAGUAAACAUAAGAGAUAUAAUAACCCUAAGUGAAAAAAUUUUGGACAAUUCAAGAGUCUUUUACCUUUCACAAGACACAUUAUCUAUAUACAUCUUAACAUUUUUAGAACUACUAGGUGUGCAAGUAAAAAUGGAUGAUAUACAAGCUGUAGACAAAAAAUCAAGAGUUUUAACAUACUUAAAUGUUUUAAAAAGCUACUACGAACGAAUUAAUAUCAAAGAUGAAAUAAAAAAUCAUGUACUUGGAUUUUUAAAACCAAAACAAGAAUUACAAAUAUUGCAAUAUAACCCUAAAUUGCAUGAAUUUCUACUGGGAAUACUUGAAAGUUUAGACGGGAAUAAUUCAUUGUAUGAAAAUUUUAAAAAAGAAAAUCCAGAAUUUUCUACACUCCUUUUAAACGGUAUCAAAAAAGGAAUAGAUGAAUUUAUUGAUUACUUUUUUUCCAAAUUAAAUGUACCCAUGACAGAUAAAUUUAAAUCCAGAUAUUAUAGUGUUAAUGAAUUUACAAAAAUUGAAAAAGAAAAACUACUUGUAUCAUCUUAUAAUUUCCAAAUCAGAAAAUUAAACGAUACAUUGACAUUAUUUUCUUAUUAUGUCAAUCCAUCAUCUAGAAAUUUACUCAAUGAACAUUACAUAAAAGCAAACAUAUCUUGUAUUCAAAAAUUUCCAACUUUCGAUUUUAAAGAUAUUUUCUCAGUAGUAGAUGGAACAAUGCUGAAAAAUAAAUUUGAAGAAAAAAUGGGUGACUACAUACAUGAUCGCAUUCAUUCUUUGGUUAAUUUAUGGAGAUUAUUUUUACACUCUGAGAACAAGGAAUUUUUUACAUAUGAAAAAGUAAGUUCCGCUGUUGAAUCCUAUUUUUCAGAUAACAUAUUUGAUAAGAAUACAAAAUCCAUGUUGUCCAAAUUGGCAUACUCCUUUUUGGCUAGAAUUUCUUACCAUACUGUCUCUUACUUUGAUAUUGAAAUGGAACCUCUCAUUCAAAAUAGCGAUAUCCAAUUAAUAUCACUCUUUCACAACAUACUUAAUAAAAUAAAUUAUAUACUUUAUUGUGAUAAUGAAAAGUUAUAUCUUGAACGAUAUACACCAUCCAAUCUUUUAUCAUAUAAUAGACCAUUUAAAUUAGAUGCAUUAAAAAUAUUCCACGAAUUCAUUACUUCCUUGCCACACUAUUUAAGAUCUCAUAUUGUUAACUUCUUCGAAACAGAUUUUUCUGAAAUAACUUCUAACCUAAUUGUUGAUCUUUUCCACCACUUUGAAACAUUCUUAGAUAAUAAUAGUAAUUCAUUUGAAAAGGAAGAAGAAAACAAAAUCGAAUCCUUCUUCAAAUUGAACAUUUCAUUUACAAAAAAUAGAAAUGUUCUAAAUGAUGAUUAUCAGUCUAUGCUCCAAGAAUCCCCAGAUUUCAAAGAGACAAAAAUGAUACACAACAGAAGGGUAAUAUAUGAUCCUGUAAAUAAAAAAACAAUGUUUAAACAAUAUCUAGAUCUACAUGAUAUCAUAGAUGAAAAAUCUUUUAAAAUAUUACUUCAAACAUUGAUAAAGGAGCAUAUCACCUUUGACCAAUUGAAUGAAAAAUUUAAAAAUUUUAUGAAGAAAAAAAAAAUUACUUUUCCAAAAUUUGACAUUUUAAAAAAAAAAAUUAUCGAAACUGCAGAUGAAUUGUAUUACCUAAAAAUUUAUAAGUACCUGUAUGAUUUAUUCCAAAAAAUACAUAUAUCUCAACCCAUACACGAUCUAUACUUUCUCUUUGUGAAACAACUUUUAGAUUAUUCUAUCGCACCACAUAUCAUAUCAGACGACCAUGUGCAAAAGCAGUUGAAUAUACAACUCGGAAGAAAAUAUCAAAAAUAUAUUAACUUUUUAAAUCAACUAUUUUCAUGUCUCUUCAAUUAUUACUAUUUUGAUGAAAUGCAGCAUUGUGAAGCAUUUGGAAAUUACAUAUCUGAACAAGAAUUUCCUACAGAACAGAAAAUACUAAACGUUAUACAAACUCCGUUCAUUCAAAUGCCAGAUGUAGUUCAAAAUAAUGAAAUUAAUUUUGAUUAUCACAUGAAUGAGGAAGAUUUAUUCCUUGAUUUUAUUAAAGAAUUUAUUCCUGAUAGUGAAAAAAUGGAAAAGAAACAACUAAAAGUGGAAUCCUUUAAAAUUAGAUAUUUUAUCACAGAAAUCUCCAAAUUUGUUAUGCGCACUGUUAUGUCAAAAAUGCCAUCAUCUUAUAUUUUCAACAUGGGAUACAAAGAUUUUUACAUAAACAUAGAUGACAUUAUCAACAAUUUACGACCAUUCUUUGAGAAAGCACAAAAAAAAUCGAAAGAACAAUCAGAUCAUCAUGACCCCAUACAUGCUUCUUCUUCUUCUACUGCUGCGACAGAUGCUGUCAGAGGAACUAUUACAAACUUUAUGGAUAUAGACAAUGUCGAAUCUGCAAAUUAUCGAUAUAAAAACAUCAAGUUUUAUCUAAAUAGUUAUAUCACACAACUGUUCCUUCAGAAUAACAUGUCUUUCAAGUAUUUCAUGCACUUCAUUAAAAACAUAGACAAAUUUAAGAGAUACUUCCCAACCCUCUCAGAGUUGUACAUAUUUGUCGACAAGCAAGUUAAUAUCAUCAAUGCAAUUACAAACCCUAAUUUUACAAAACGUGCAUCAACACAAACCAUCAUUCAGAUUUUUGUAGACACUUUGAAGAACUUCAAUGUGGAUCUCUACGAGUUUUAA